AGCAAUCCGAUGGAAGCGCGAGAGGUUCAAUUUCGAACCAACGCGAUCACCAUCUGACUUCGCAGCUUCGAAUUAUUUUUAUAAAAAUGUAGCUUCUCUCCAGAUCCAAUAAAUUCACCAUCAAUAUGACAGAGCUAGCAAGCCGGAGUGGUGUUUUUGGUGGCUGGAGUGAAAAAUUCAGCACAUCUAAAAGGAGUCAACAACAUAAACUCCCUAAACUUAUCGGAAAUCCGGCGCUGGAUUAUGACUGCAUCAAAUGGCUCUGUAGCAUUGAUGGCCUAGGGGAGAGGGAUAGACCAUCUACAUCAGAUGCCCAUGACAUCUUUAUGCAAAACUACCCAAAAAUGUUUCAAAGGCCCCCAAAACUACUUUCCCUGCAAGUUCCUGAUAAAAGAAAACUGGACCACCGUCAGGCCAUGUCAAAGGAAAUUGUUAUACCUCAUGAUAAAGGCUUGUACCCUCAUCAGUGUGAAGGCUUUGAGGAACACUUGUGCAGCCACAACAUCUCACAUCACAUGUCAAAGCUCCACAAGCAUGCAUUUGUCCUUACGUCAGCAGCAAGUGUGUUCAACGCAAGGGUUCACUCUAUCAGGAAGAUCCUCAGAAAACUUCCAUUUGAGCGCAAGUCCAAGGAGAAUGAGGCCCUUUUCAAGCAUCUGCAAUUCUUCCCCGACCUUGCUGAUCAGGUUCCGCCUCAUAUUCUCAAGGAGCUCUGCGCAGUGGCCCAGAUGGACAGAUGGAAUGAGGCUGGGUGCACAGUAUUUGGAAAUACUGGUCUUCAUUUGGUUCUGAGAGGAUCCGUCGUGCCUCAAACAACGCCGUGUUUUUCUCCGGUCAGCUCCAAACAAAGCCGAGAGUUCCGCUCACCGACGCCCGUGUUUGGAGACCACGAGCUACGGAGAGUCCCAGGGCUUUCUGUUGGAGAUUGCUUCGGGACGUUAGACAAAAUCGAAGGAAGAGAAGCGAAUUCAAGAAUACUUUCCGUGUUAACACUGGAACCCUGCGAAUUCCUGAAAAUCUCAACUAAUGAUUACGCCAGAAUCAUUCAGAUCAUCAGUUCUCGAGAAGAAGAGAAGAAACUCUCGCUCGCCAAGACCUGCAAAUUGUUUCAAAGCUGGCCUAAGCUCUCUCUCAAAAAAGUCGCUGGUUUAAUAAGAUGGAGAAAAUUCCCACCGGGACAAGUGUUAGUUAAUGAGAGUGAACGGUGCGAGAUUAUCGGCUUCAUCAAGCGAGGAAACUGCGUCCUCAAACGCAUGAUAACCGUGGCGCACACAUUUCCAAACGGCAAAAAGGAAAAGCGCACCAAGCCUGUGGUAAUUGGUCGGUUGGGGCCUGGGGACUCGUUUGGGGAGACGACAGUGUUGAAGAACCGAGUGAUGCCUUGUAACGUGACCACAGAAUCCAUAGUGGAAGUGGGUACUAUAUCCAGUCUUGACGUCUACGAUCUUGACGAAGUAACCAAGUCUCUUCUGACGCAGUCCUACUUUGCGAUGGACAGUCACAUGUCUGAGGAAGAAAUACAAAAAGAGUACAUCGAGCAAGAGAAAGCUGAAGAGUGGAGUAAAUUUAAGAGAAAGGUCGUUAACGAAGUUCUCUACUUCCGAGCCAUUCAGCCUGGUUACAGCAAAUGGUCCCGCAAGCCGUCACAGCAUGAAGUCAAGAACUUCUGAUUGGCUCUUUCUGCAUUUUGGACGCCAUCCUAAUUGGACAUCCUGCCAGAAGCCAUUUCAGUGUUUUGUUUCGCGACGAUUUUGAUGACAGUGUUUUUUUUCUAAAUAGAAAUUUGCACAAGCUAGAUUUAGUAGUUUGUGUAUGUUUCUGUUUAGAAAAUUUCGAAAGAUAAAUAAUAGAUAAAUGGAUAAAUAAUAAUAAACCUCUCUGAGCCUAAUAUAUUUUUAUUGAACUAAUAAAUUUAAAAUUUGUUAUAGAAUAAGAUAGUUGGUUUAGUAAUCUUGUUUAUGUAUUCCCAUUAAAAAAUAAUAUAAGUCA
Messenger RNA from Nematostella vectensis (starlet sea anemone), 1989 nucleotides. Its product is annotated as cyclic nucleotide-binding domain-containing protein 1. The coding region runs from base 126 to 1670 and encodes 514 amino acids. NCBI's taxonomy places the organism in Eukaryota, Metazoa, Cnidaria, Anthozoa, Actiniaria, Edwardsiidae. The transcript is spliced from 15 exons. The record is from RefSeq and is a predicted model, not a curated record.